ACCCGAGAAUGCGUGACCCGAUUCCAACGUGACAGAUUUUUAAAUUGAUAUUUCACAACUUUUCUCAUAAAACUACAAAACAGUAAAGUCGUGAAAUGAAUGCGAUAACAUUAAAAUAAAAGUUUUUUACUCAAACAACAAUGCGUUUGUUAUUUUUUGCAGUUUUUCUUUAUUAUGUUAGUUUUAUAGAAUGCAAGUUGUGGAGUAAGGGAGUUGUACAUUAUGCUAUCAAUAAGAAGGAUUAUGAUAUGCACUCUCAAGAUAUAAUAGUGUCAACCUUCGAGAAAAUAGAGAAGGAGAUUUGCGUGAAAUUCUUCAACACGCCUCUAAAUUACACCGCCACUAGCAAAGACAAGAUACUGUAUAUUGCCAACCCGGAUAAACGCAAGAGUUGUCCCCCUGUGAAGUACGAUUAUGAAAAAACUAUCGUGGACAUGCCCAUUGGCUACAAAUGUCUUCAAGACCGAGAUAUAGCCAGGAUAAUUGUCGACAUGCUGCGAGCUAGCAUUGAAAAACCAAUACCAGCGAACAGUAAUGAUUUGUUAAGAAGAUUCCAAGAAAAGACUGACGACACACCCAGCUCGAGUCUCCUCGCAGCGUUAGACCGUAACUUCAUAAACACUCACUACCACGAGGAGUGUAGCGACCUGGUGAAGAAGCCGGUGGUGACGCGCCGCUCCGCCGCCGGCACCCUCGAGAUGUCGCCGCAAAACGAGGAGUUCUAUAGAGACAAGGUCUGGCCUCUCGGGAUCGUUAUGUACCAGUUCGAUGACAGAAUUGAGCGCCACGAGAGGUUGCAGAUCCAGCAAGCGAUGAGGACCAUCGAGCUGUCUAGCUGUAUCGUCUUCAAGAUGAUUAAAGCGCAGAGUGCGCUCAAGCCCAAGAACUUCCUGUGGUUUACACCCGAAGAAGUGGACGAUCAUAUGCCACUUGGCUUCACGGGAGGCAAUGUGACGGUGUCAAUAAUCUCGCCGCGUCUCCAUCGUAUCAACCAGACCAGGAUGCGGGAUCAAUACGAUUUGAUCAUAGAAUAUCUGAAGAUCUUCGGAUGGCCGAUGAUGUCCAACCGGUUCGAUCGUGACAACUACGUCACUAUCAACUGGAAAAACGUUAUGAAGACUAAGGAGCACUACUUAGAAAGAAUGCCAGAGGAUGCGUGGCUCCUGAACUCUGAGGGCGAGGGCGCGCCGUACGACUUCGACAGUAUCACGCAUGCGCCUGUCGACUACAUGUGUGCCGACUGCUCGCUGGGACAACAGACUGUGCAGCCGCUUCAUGUGAGACACGGAUGCCCAUCAUCAUCUUCCGAGCCUUUUUCUCAACUAUGUUGGGGUCGGCUUCCAGUCUAA
This is a messenger RNA of Helicoverpa armigera (cotton bollworm), 1349 nucleotides long. RefSeq lists its product as uncharacterized. The record is from RefSeq and is a predicted model, not a curated record. Gene Ontology annotation, biological process: proteolysis. NCBI's taxonomy places the organism in Eukaryota, Metazoa, Arthropoda, Insecta, Lepidoptera, Noctuidae. The transcript is spliced from 8 exons. Gene Ontology annotation, molecular function: metalloendopeptidase activity. Bases 141 to 1349 code for a protein of 402 amino acids.